This is a messenger RNA of Adineta steineri, 3399 nucleotides long. NCBI's taxonomy places the organism in Eukaryota, Metazoa, Rotifera, Eurotatoria, Adinetida, Adinetidae. The record is from the annotation of a GenBank genome assembly.
AUGAUAAUACAUAAAAAAAACAUAGGUUAUGGCACUGUCAUCGCCAUUGAUCUUGGAACAACAAAUGUUCGUGCUGGUGUGUUCAAAAAUGGAGAAGUGAAAAUGAUUGAUAAUGAACAUGGUAAUCGAUUUACACCAUCAUAUGUCGCAUUUACACCUGAAGGUGCGCGAUUAGUUGGUGAUGCUGCUAAGCAUCAAUUAACAUCAAAUCCUGAAAAUACAGUAUUUGAUGUUAAACGUUUAAUUGGUCGUGAAUUUAAAGAUCCAAGUGUUCAAUCUGAUAUCAAACAUUUUCCAUUUACUGUUGUUGAUCGUAAAUCUAAACCAACAAUACAAAUUAAUGUUGGAUCAGACCAAAAAUAUUUUGAACCAGAAGAAAUUUCUGCUAUGAUCCUUGGUAAAAUACGUGAAACUGCUGAAUCUUAUCUUGCAGAGAAAAUUAACCAUGCUAUUAUUACUGUUCCAGCUUAUUUUAAUGAUGCGCAACGUCAAGCAACAAUACUUGCCGCGAAAAUUUCUGGUUUAAAUGUUAUUCGUAUAAUCAAUGAACCAACAGCUGCAGCUAUUUUUAUUUCUGGAUUAUAUGAGAUAAGUAAUGAAGAGAAUAUUUUAAUCUUUCAUUUGGGUGGUGGUACAUUUGAUGUAACAUUAGUAAAUUAUGAACGUGGUGUCUUUCAAGUUAUUGCAACAAAUGGAAAUACAAACUUAGGUGGUAAAGAUUUUGAUGAACGUCUUAUAGAAUAUUGUAUUCAAUUAUUUAAAAAUAAAACUGGUAAAGAUAUUCCACACGAUAAUCAAGCUAUUCAAAAACUUCGAUGUGAAAUUGAAAAAGCUAAACGAACUUUAUCAUCACAACAGCAAGUUAAUGUUGAAAUUCAAUCAUUCUUUGAUAAUGAAGAUUUUAAUGAAACAUUAACAAGAACUAAAUUUGAAGAAUUAAAUAUGGAUUUGUUCCAUUUAACAAUAAAGUUAGUGGAAGAAGCAUUAAAAAACUUUUCGGAAUUUAAAAUUGGCGAAGUUGUUCUUGUUGGUGGCUCAACUCAUAUUCCAAAAAUUCAACAAUUAGUUAAAGAUUUUUUUCAUGGUAAAGCAAAAUUCCGUUAUGGUUCUUUAGAUGAAGCUGCUGUUUAUGGUGCUGCUCUUGAAGCAGGAUUUUUAUCAGGUGCAAAAAAAAGUAAAAAUAUAAUUUUACUAGAUGUUAAUCCAUUAACAAUCCGUUACGAAAUUCAUGGUGGCGAAAAAAGAACCAUUGUUCCUUGUAACACAUUAAUACCACACCAAGUAUAUAACAUCUGUACAAAAUCUUAUUGCAAACAACGAGUAAUCACUUUCAAAGUUCUUGAAAGUGAAAGUUUAAUAUCAGGUCACACUCAUAUUUUGGGCCAAUUUGAUGUAACUGGUAUUCAAGGGAUUUCAUCAGUCGGAAUCACUUGUUCCAUUAAUGUUAAUGGUAUUCUGACACUAACUGCAGAUGAAUCAGAACCAACCUAUUAUAGCAAUAUUAAGCUCGUUUCAUAUGCACGUAGCUUAACAGAUGAUAAAAUUAAUUAUAUGAUGAAACGAGUAGAAAAAUUUGCCAGCCAAGAUAAAAAAACUAAAGAAUCUGCCAACGCUAAAGAUCAAUUUAAAUCAUACAUAUAUCUAUCAAAAAAUGUAUUAAAUAAUGAAAAAAAUAUUUCAAAUAAUAGUAAAAAAAUAAUUGAAAGUGCCAUUGAAAAACAAAUUCAAUGGCUUGAAAAUAAUCAAAAUGCUGAAGUUGUUGAAUUUAUGGCACACAAGCAACAACUAGAAGUUAUAGUAACACCAUUUAUCAUUCAGUUAUAUGAAGGUGAUUCUGAUCUUAGCUAUAUAAAUUACAAGUUGAAUAUCGGUGGUGUGUAUUCUCUUAUUGAUGUUGACCCGCGAUUUGCUCAAAUGCUAUUUGAUCGAGUUUGUGUUCAUAAUAUUGAUAUGACAGUCAUAAAAAUGAAAUCAUUUUUUGAUUACUCAUUUUCAAUGGACGAUGAAAUUCUUUCAAAAAUAUGUGAAAACAUCUUACCUCAGAUUUAUUCACAUGUAAAUAAACUUACUAUUGAACAAAAUUCAACGGAACUUAUUCUUACUACCAGUUAUCCUCAACUUUACUCAUUAUCACUUGUCAAUUUUCAAGAAAAACUACUUUUUCAUUAUUUAAAAGAUCAUUCAAUUCUUCGUGAUCUUCUUACUAAUCAAAUCACACAUCUGAAUAUCGAUAUUCAAAACAAGACAACAUCGGAAUUAUCUGAAAUUGCAUCGAAUAUAUUAAUAUUGAUCUUAGCUUUAGCUAAGCGAUUAACCCAUUUGAAUUUUUGUCACUUGUUUUCUCAUCGUAGAGCGUGUAUUUCUAUUUAUUAUAUAGAAAAAAUAAGUUCUAUGUCCUCAAGCUUAACUGAAUUGAAAAUUCAUGUUGAAACUUUUUAUGAUUGUCUUUAUUUUCUUGAUGGUCGUCUUGGUUCUUUAACAAAAUUGAUUAUCAAUGUCAAGAAAGUUCCAUAUGAAAAUACACCACCAUAUAUAAAUUGCCGAAAACAGCUUCCUAAGUUGAAAUAUUUCUCAUUAACUUUGAACAAUCAUGCAGAUAUAUAUGAGACUCAUAUUGUUUUAUUACUUCGUCGAAUGGUAAAUCUUGAAGCAUUGACAUUAUUUCUGUUCCUCACACGAAUUGAUGUAGAUUAUAUUAAUGGUAUUCAGUUACAUACCGAUGUUCUUAUUUAUUUGCCACGAUUAGAAAAAUUUACUUUCAGUAUACAUACAGGAGUUAUCAUGGAACGGAUUAAAAUUCAUUUUUCAUCUAAUGAAGAUAUUCAAAAUAGUUUUACUGGUAGAGAAUAUGGUCAAGUUGGUUCAUAUGUCUGUACUCAGCCAUUGAAAAGCAUGAACCAUUGUAAGGGCCAUUGUCAUAUUUAUUCACUUCCAUAUCAAUUCAAACAUUUUUUUGGUCUCAAUAAUUCUUAUCACUUUCAAGAUGGCAUAUUUGAUAAAGUUCGACGUUUAACAAUGAGUGAUAUUGGAAGUCCUUUCGAGCAUCAGUUUUUCAUACUCGUCUCUCAUUAUUUUCCUAUUGUCGAAGAAUUAACUAUAUAUAAUGGUAUACCACAAAAAGACAAGAAAAAUUCGUCGGCAUUAAUUAUAUUUCCUCAUCUUAUUUUUCUCAAUUUGGAUGACUCAUAUUAUCAUUAUGCUAAACAAUUUCUUUUGAAAGAAAAUGCUCAUUUACCUUGUUUGUCAGAUCUCUGCAUCACAUUCCGAUCACUUAGAAUGUUGACAAACAAUUUUAUUACUGAUCCAACAUGUUUCAAUUGUAUUCAAGUAAAAAAACUCCAUAUAAAUGAACCAUUUAUUCGGCCAGAAACUUUUCAUAAGUAUUUUCCUUUAUUAUAA